Messenger RNA from Aspergillus mulundensis, 498 nucleotides. RefSeq lists its product as uncharacterized. Lineage: Eukaryota; Fungi; Ascomycota; Eurotiomycetes; Eurotiales; Aspergillaceae. The transcript has a single exon. The coding region runs from base 1 to 498 and encodes 165 amino acids. The record is from RefSeq and is a predicted model, not a curated record. Gene Ontology annotation, molecular function: oxidoreductase activity.
AUGGUCGUCACCGUCCUCAUCAUCAUCUACCGCAAGCCCACCCUCUCACCAACCUCCUUCCGCCACCUCUACGAAGCCCACGUGAACCUCGUCCACCACCUCACAGGCGACGCCUUCCCCCUCGCCCACCGCCGCACCUACGUCGCGCAAACAACGCCCACAGCCGCCGCGCCCACAUGGCCUGAGCCCCGCCCGUCAGGUGUCCCUGCGUCUCCGUCUCCGCCUCCGCCUCCGUCAAGUUCAACCUGGCACCCCAUGACCGUCGCAAACGACGCACCGGCCGUCUUUGGCUUCGACGUCGUGUCCGAGGUAACCUUCGCCGACGAUCUCGCGUACGAGCGCUUCGUGACGCGGAUCCAGGAUCCCGCUGUCAAGGGGAGAUUAUGCGCGAGCGCGGGUGUGUUUGCGGAUGGUGCGGGCUUGGCUGCGGCUGUUGUGGGGGAUGUGGUGGAGACGAGGGGCGCGCCGAUGUCGAUGCCAGUGCCGUUCGGGUUCUGA